ACAGACAACAUGUUCGGUGCAAAGUUUACGACAGGGCCGGUAGGCCAAACCAGGUUGAUCUCUGAUGAUUCAAAAGACUCCCAAACGCCCGGUUUCAGUUCGACGUUCAACCUAGCAGACUUUAACUUCAGCCCACAGGUUCCGAGUGAUACGAGCGCAGACAUGCCGAAGAAAAACAAGAAUUCGCAAUUCUCUAACGCGUCUCAAGGACCUGAAAUGAAGAAACAUGAGCUGAACUCAACCGAGAGAGAGGGACGCGGGCUCAAAGGUUCAGUUGAAGAUGGUCUGAAAGAUCUGACCAACUCAGUGUCGGACAUCAAGUUGACAGUUGAGAAACCAUCUAGCAAAACCGAAGGUGACCUUCUCGUGUCAGCACGCGCUUUCAUCAACCGCAGUGUCGGGGCUGCUAGCUUCAAUGGUAGAGCACAACAGAUCCGCAUGACACCUCUGCUCACUUGGGACGGUAAGCUUGCACAAGAGAAGCAUACUGGCUUCUACACCUUCGACCAAAUCUCACUCCUAGGCUACAAAACAAGAGACUGUUUGCCGUCUCCAGCCGGAAACUCUAAUGACCCAACAGAAGAAGAGCUCAUUGAGCCAAUCUUUCUCAACACCGAGACUCCAUGGUCUGCAUUCAUCUGUGGUUCCCAAGGCAGCGGCAAAUCUCACGCGCUCUCCGUGCUUCUUGAGAAUUGCCUCUACGAAGAUCGCAGUAUCGGCCGCCUUCCCAGGCCCCUUUCCGCCGUCGUCUUCCAUUACGACAACCAGUCCAGAGGCAGCGUUUGUGAAGCAGCGUAUCUCGCGUCUUUAGGUAUACCAGUUCGAGUGCUUGCCAGCGAGACUAAUUAUGCGACCCUGAAGGCUGCCUAUGGGAAAAUUCCGGGCGCAAAGGCAAACCUCACCGUGCAGGAAUUCGUCCUUAGACCAGAGGACCUGAAUACAGCCCGACUGCAGACACUGAUGGCGUUUGGCGAAAAGAAUGGACACCUGCCGCUGUAUAUGACUAAAGUCAACCAAGUCCUCCGUGUCAUGGCCCGCGUGCACAAGGACGGCGGCAUGCUCACCCUCCUCCGCUACCAGAAGUUCAAACGCGACCUCGCUGCACUCGACCUCUCAGACACCCAGCGCGGGCCCCUCGACCUCCGCGUCUCCUUGCUUGAAGACUACAUGAAGCUCAACCCUCCAAAAAACAGCGGCGGCCCCUACCUGCCCCUCUUCACCGCGCGCCCGGGCGAAUUGACCAUCGUCGACCUCAGCACGCCCCUCCUCGACCAAGCCGCAGCAUGCUCGCUCUUCAACAUCUGCCUCGAGCUCUUCCUAGAAGCCGACAACGGCGUAGCAAAGAUCGUCGGCCUGGACGAAGCGCACAAGUACAUGGGCCCGACCGACGCCAGCGCCGUGUUUACAAACACCCUCUUGCACGCCGUGCGUCUGCAGCGGCAUGCGGGCGUGCGCAUGGUCAUCAGCACGCAGGAGCCUACCGUGUCGCCGAAGCUGCUGGAUCUCUGUAGUAUGACUUUUGUGCAUCGCUUCAGUAGUCCGGAUUGGUUUGGUGUCUUGUCUGGGCAUAUCGCUGGGCUGGCUAAGAAGCCGGGCGAGGAAGGGGCUAGAGAUGGGAGGGAUCUGUUCCAGGAGAUUGUAGAGUUGAAAGUAGGAGAGAGCUACUUGUUUGCGCCGACUGCGGUGUUGGAUGUAUGCGAUGGAAAUGCUAUUGCACUGGGUGCGAAAGGGGUGAGGAUUAAAACAAGGAUGAGGCUGAGCGCAGAUGGCGGCGUUAGUCGGUUGGCUGGAGAAUAA
Molecule: messenger RNA, 1797 nt
Organism: Pseudovirgaria hyperparasitica
Lineage: Eukaryota; Fungi; Ascomycota; Dothideomycetes; Acrospermales; Acrospermaceae
Exons: 3
Coding region: 10-1797 (595 amino acids)
Source: RefSeq, a predicted model, not a curated record